Messenger RNA from Mycotypha africana, 1125 nucleotides. RefSeq lists its product as uncharacterized. The record is from RefSeq and is a predicted model, not a curated record. The coding region runs from base 1 to 1125 and encodes 374 amino acids. NCBI's taxonomy places the organism in Eukaryota, Fungi, Mucoromycota, Mucoromycetes, Mucorales, Mycotyphaceae. The transcript is spliced from 5 exons.
AUGAAAACACCAAUCGAUUACUUUUUCCAAACUGCUCCAAAAGACUGGGACAUAUUGGAAGCUAUUUCUGUUUACGAUAAGUUGGAGCGGUAUGAUUCUUUUGGAUCUCUAUUGGAAGACAUGCGACGCAAUGUUGACAGUGCUUGUGAAAAACAACCAACAUUCAGAAAAAAGGGAAAAUUAAUUGUUGAGAAUUUGAGAAAUAUGAACUGCAUGAAUACGCGACAAAAACAAGAAGAGCAAGAACAAGAACAAAAAGGACGCGAAAAUGAAGGACAAGAUUCUGCUCGCAACAAUGCAGAUGCUGAUAUUCUACUACCAAUAACAGUUCGUGCCGAUAAAAUUGCUGAUACUAUUACGAAUCAUGGUGAGCUUAAUGUUGUAAAUAAAAAGGUAAUAUCAUCACCAGUUACCAAUAUUACCAACAGCAAUAUCGUUACUCCUACCACGCCUACCACUCCAUCGGCCUCUAUAUCUGUAAGUAAAGGACCUAGCAGAUACAUAUUCGAUCCACCUUGUACAUCAACUGAGCGGCCGCACAUGCCCAAAAUGCGCAAAGCUGAACUUGAAACACUUAAUCAAUUAUUCGUCUUUGGCACUCAGUAUUGUAUAAGUGACCCUUUGUGUGAAACUGAAUACAAGAAAAAUAAAGAGCAACAGAUCAAUAGUUCGUCCCUCUGUAUUCUUGGAUUGUUUGACGGCUUGGUUUCCUUACUUUGUAAGGUUUCAUACGAUGACUUUCUUAGUCACCUUUGGAAUUGGAAAAGUGAAGCCAACAUGGAUGAACAAGGUAAGAACUUCUUGAGUAUUUGCAAGCAUACACUAUCGACGUUCCAUCUUGUACAGCAAACCCCACCAAUGCACAUGAUGAAUCACGAAAGAACAUUUUUUUGUGAAGCUGUAUUGCCUGGUCUUUUGGCUUUGUCAAAAAUUACCAAAUUUAUUGAAUUUAAGUGGUGCGAAGCAAAGUACAACGCCACUAAAACGCUGUAUUUGAAGGAUGGGGACUACGACGGUCGUUCCACUGUGCCUGCAAGAUAUAUUGAUGCUUUGGGAAUUUUGAAAACGCAUGAUAAUAUGGAGAUGGUAGUUGUGGAGUCGUCAAGGUCUAAAGCAAAAAAAUAA